UCGUCUGUAGCUGCCUGCUUGGUUAUUCCAAGUUUUUUUUUUUACUAGGGCCCAACAUCAAAUAAAAUACAAAAAAUAUGUUUUUAAAGGAGCGCUUCCUCAACCAAAUUACAGCGAAUCACUGAGUGACAUCGUCUUCAUAUAAAUCUCAAGCCCGAAAGUUGUGAUCUGAAAACAAAAAGAUUCAUCUCGGUUUAUCGGUAUUUUUUACAUCUCAAAACGUCAUCAUGAAAUUCUCAUCAUCGUCGUCGCGACACCCUCGUCGUCGAUCUCAGAGCAACGUUGGAGCGGCGAUGUUUUCUUGGAUAUUCACUGCUUGUUUUCUUCUCCAUAUUUGCCAUGGCUGUGCCCCAUAUUUCUCACAAGAUGAGAGUGUUGAGGAGGGGACAGAAGAGAUUCCUGAGCCAGCGCGUCCGGCCGAGGCAGCCCUAAGAAGAGCCCCUGUCACUAAGCCCCCUCAGUGGUAUGCGGACCCAGUUGGAUCUGAGGUUCGUUUCCUAGUCCUGGGUGACAUAGGAGGCCUUGGUGAACCCCCUUAUACCACGGACGAUCAAGAGGACGUUGCUUGGGCUGCAGGCAAGGUCGCAGAUAACUUCAAAGCCGACUUCAUCGUCGAACUCGGCGAUAAUUUCUACGAAAACGGAGUGAAAGACGUCCAUGAUCCACGAUUUCGACAAACAUUUGAAGAUGUCUACACAGCCGAGUCCUUACAGGUCCCUUGGUAUAUCGUUCCUGGUAAUCACGACUGGGACGGAAACAUCACAGCACAGAUAGAAUACUCUAAAAUAUCAGAAAGAUGGCAUUUCCCGAGCUUGUAUUACACCAAGGAAUUCCGGAUAUCUGACAGUCCCGAUGCCAAGCUCUUCAUGGUAGUGAUAGAUACCAUGCUACUAUGUGGCAUGGGGACGCCCCCUACGGGCCCAUGGAAUGUCUCGGCUGCCGAGGACCAAUGGAUCUGGCUGGAACAUCAGCUUAACGCAACCAAAGAAGCGAACUAUGUGAUAGUAGCAGGCCACUAUCCCGUGAGAUCGAUGGGUUCACAUGGUCCAACCCGGUGUCUAGUAGAGAGACUGGAACCGCUCCUCAAGCAAUAUAACGUCUCUGCAUACUUUGCUGGCCACGACCACAACCUACAGCAUAUCCACGAGCCAGGAUCGCCGGUAGAGUAUUUCAUCAGCGGUGCUGGAUCGAAGAUCGACCCGGGUCGGACCUAUCGUUUCUCUGUCCCACCCGAAUGGCAACACUUCCACAUGGGCAACAUUCAACGGAAAGGCGGCUUCUUAUACGCCGAGGCGACGGCCGAACGAUUGACGGUCGCCUUCACCGACGCGAAAGACGUGUGGGAUUUCCAUACGACCACCAUAUCCCCGCGUAGGAUCAGAUAAUGAUGUCCCAGCCGAUCACAUAUACAAAAAGACUUGUGGUAUAUUUAAACGACCACGACAUAAGCGCGCGGAACAAGGUAGCCACGCACGGUCGAUCACGGGUGCGAACGGCGUGUGGGCCCAGGGUAGGAUUAGGUAAUGAUGUCGCAGACUCGCAGUCGACCACAGGUGAUCAUCAUCAUCAUCAUCGUCGUCGUACUCAUCGUCACUAUCACCAACAACAUCAACAUCAGCAGCAACAACACCAUGAUCACGACGUCGCCGUGCAUGACUUAGGUGAUGAUGUCUUGGACGACCAUCGAUGCGAAAGACGAGCGGGAUGGCCUUAGAAUCUCGACAACGCCAUCCAUGUGGUUAAUGGCGUCCUGAGCGACUGCCGACCUCCUAAUAUGCCUGCAGUUGGUUAAGCUUAAUGUCUUUCCAGACUUCUAAUAAAAGCGUUUUCAUUGGUGCUAUAGUUUUCUUCAAAGGGAGAGGGGGGUUGCAAACAUUUUUAUUCCAUUCAGUCCAGUAUAUAUGUUUGUCUUUUUCCUUUUCAAAUGUAUUUACUUACGCUUGGGUUUUUCACUUCAUUUUUAAACAGGACAUUUUAAAUCAAGAAUUGCCCCCUCUGUCUGCCCCACUCUCUCUCUCUCUCUCUCUCUCUCUCUCUCUCUCUCUCUCUCUCUCUCUCUCUCUCCCUCCCUCUUCCCUCUUCCCUCUUAUUAUCACAACGUAAAAGAUAAUGUUUAAAUUGUGUUUGAACGGCAUUUUUAUUUAUGCCUGGAAUAUAGAUAAUAAUAUCAUUAUGUACUUUAUGAAAGAUAACUACUUGCAAAACGUGAUUUUGGCAAAAUAACUGUGUGAUUUGUGUGCACAAAUAGAUUUAUAUAUCUGUCCUGAAAGAAAAGAGUGUAAGAAUGAUUUUAAACAUGAAUCUUGCUUUACCUUUGGUAUAAAAGAAUAAUAUUCAACAAACAAAUGCUGCGUUAUAUCAUUUAAUCGCGACUGUGUUCUGUCCUUCUAUUUUCUUUUAAGACUUCUAAAAGUUGUCACCUUAUUUUGCUGUUCAACUUACCUUUCUUCAUUUUAUUGAGUUUACCUUUUGAAAUGGUAAUUGAAUUUCAUCUUACCUAUACAAGGGGUGUUAUUGACAAUUUCUGUAGACGACAAUGAAUUUCGGUGAUUUUUAUCGACUACAUGUAUUUUUUAAUGUAUAACCUUACAUAUAUUACGAUGACUCGAUGUCUUUUCCUAACCGACGACAGAGACUCGUACUAACGUGAUUUAAGACUGCCUAACGCUGCUGCAUUUUAAUAAUUAUUUUCAAUCAAUAUAUGCUACGGUCACAAAGGUUCGUACGAACGAU
Strongylocentrotus purpuratus (purple sea urchin) is the source of this 2733-nucleotide messenger RNA. Its product is annotated as tartrate-resistant acid phosphatase type 5. Gene Ontology annotation, molecular function: acid phosphatase activity; ferrous iron binding; ferric iron binding. Bases 228 to 1385 code for a protein of 385 amino acids. The transcript is spliced from 6 exons. Gene Ontology annotation, biological process: bone resorption. Lineage: Eukaryota; Metazoa; Echinodermata; Echinoidea; Camarodonta; Strongylocentrotidae. The record is from RefSeq and is a predicted model, not a curated record.